Molecule: messenger RNA, 1524 nt
Organism: Brachypodium distachyon (stiff brome)
Lineage: Eukaryota; Viridiplantae; Streptophyta; Magnoliopsida; Poales; Poaceae
Product: protein FAR1-RELATED SEQUENCE 5
Molecular function (GO): zinc ion binding
Source: RefSeq, a predicted model, not a curated record
AUGGCGGUGGAAGGGAGCAACGACCUAUCGGGCGAACAAGAUUUCAUCGAGCAUGGAGUCGUGGAAAGCGCAACGCGGACGGACAGGCCAGAAACUGAUUCAGACGAGCCCCCACCUGCGUGGAAAAAAAGGACAAAGUUCGACUCGCUCGCGGAAGCCUAUGAUUUCUAUAAUUUGUUCUCCUGGGAGGUUGGGUUCGGGAUAAGGUACGGAAAGAGCAGGAGAAAUGUGAAGGGAUCAAAAUGUAUGCAGGAAAUCGUCUGUGGCUGUGCGGGUCGGCCAAAGCCUAACACAAGGUCGUCCAUGUCAAUGUGCCCCGCUCUCAUAAGAUUACUCCGCAGCAAUCGGGAUGACGGGACCUGGUAUGUAUCGGAGAACAGGCAAGAGCAUAACCAUGGUUUGUCAGGAACGUGCGGUGAGAAAUUGCAUUGGCCAUCUCAUAGGCACAUUGACAAGUACAGUAAGGACGCGGUGAAACAACUUAGGGAGAACAACGUUCCUCUCGGCAAGGUGUACAGCAUCAUAGGUUCCAUGUUUGGGAGGAUGGAGAAUGUACCUUUCACGAAGAGGUCGCUGCGCACGCUGUGCGGCAAAAUGGGGAGAGAACAAGCAGAUCAUGAUGUCCAGAAAACCAUUGCAGAAUUCGCUAGGCUAAAAACAACUGAUCCGGACUUCGACUACACUGUCGAGGUGGAUGAAGACAGUCGUGUGAAGACAUUAAUUUGGAGUAGCGGCCGCAGCUGGCAUCAGUACCAUCAUUUUGGUGAUGUGGUUACUUUUGACACGACAUACAAAACAAAUCUCUAUGACAUGCCUUUCAGGCUGUUUGUGGGUGUCAACAAUCAUUUCCAAAGUAUAAUCUUUGGAGGGGUUCUCAUGCACACGACACAACGAUGGUGCAAGUGGCACGUCCUAAGGAAGGCUAAGGAGCAGCUAGGGCCUUAUUACACGAAGCAGAGCUACUUCAGGGCUGCUUUCCAUAAAGUGGUGAAUGAAAUGCUGACGGUCGAUGAAUUCAAACGGGCAUGGCACCUACUACUCAGGCAAUACAACCUAGAGAACCACCCGUACCUCAUUCAGGUGUAUGAAUGCCGGUCCAAGUGGGCUAAACCAUUCUUCAGUGGAAAAUUUUGUGCUAGGCAGACCAGCACACAAAGGAGUGAGAGUGCAAAUCAUAUGUUGAAGGUUUACGUGCCUCCUAGAUCCCCGAUGCAUGUUUUCGUGAUGCAGUACGGGAAGCUCUAGCACGCCCGAGAGUCUGAAGAGAGUUUCCAAGAAAGGCGUACCAAGUUGGUUUUUGGAAAAAUCCUGUAUGAGUCUGGUUCAUACGAAGUGACAGAGCUACUACCCAACAAGUUAUACCAAGCACGACAUGUCCAUGGUGAGCCACGUGAGAAAUGGUACCGCAUCGACUAUCAGGUCAGGGUGGAUGACAAGGGUAAUUCGUACAACUGUGAGUGUGGUCUAUUGGAGCACAUGGGGAUGCUGUGCUGCCAUGCACUGAAGGCUUGGUUCUGGAUGUAA